This is a messenger RNA of Phyllostomus hastatus (greater spear-nosed bat), 2350 nucleotides long. It is a transcript of the gene STX12, whose product is annotated as syntaxin 12. Gene Ontology annotation, cellular component: synaptic vesicle membrane; synaptic vesicle; endomembrane system. The record is from RefSeq and is a predicted model, not a curated record. Gene Ontology annotation, biological process: intracellular protein transport; vesicle-mediated transport; vesicle fusion. NCBI's taxonomy places the organism in Eukaryota, Metazoa, Chordata, Mammalia, Chiroptera, Phyllostomidae. The transcript has 9 exons. Bases 106 to 933 code for a protein of 275 amino acids. Gene Ontology annotation, molecular function: SNARE binding; SNAP receptor activity.
UCCUUCCCCGCCCUUUCUCUUCCCGGUUUCCCAGUCUGCGGUCCUGUUGGGUGGCUGCUUCCGGUGGGACCGCCGAACAGGGCGAGUCAGUUUCAGCUCCUCGUUAUGUCUUACGGUCCCUUAGACAUGUACCGGAACCCGGGGCCCUCGGGGUCCCAGCUUCGGGACUUCAGCAGCAUCAUCCAGACAUGCAGCGGCAAUAUACAGCGGAUCAGCCAAGCCACUGCCCAAAUAAAGAAUUUAAUGAGCCAACUGGGAACUAAACAGGACUCCACCAAGCUACAGGAAAAUCUGCAACAGUUACAGCACUCCACAAAUCAGCUUGCCAAGGAAACAAAUGAAUUACUGAAGGAAUUAGGGACCUUGCCUCUUCCCUUGUCUACUUCAGAACAGCGCCAGCAGAGACUUCAGAAGGAACGCCUCAUGAAUGACUUCUCGGCAGCCUUAAACAAUUUCCAGGCUGUGCAGAGAAGGGUAUCUGAAAAGGAAAAGGAGAGCAUUGCCAGAGCAAGAGCUGGAUCUCGACUUUCUGCGGAAGAGAGGCAAAGAGAGGAGCAGCUCGUCUCUUUUGACAGCCACGAGGAAUGGAACCAGAUGCAGAGCCAGGAGGAUGAAGUGGCCAUCACCGAACAGGAUCUGGAACUUAUUAAAGAGAGGGAAACAGCGAUUCGGCAGCUGGAGGCUGACAUUUUGGAUGUCAAUCAGAUAUUUAAAGAUUUAGCUAUGAUGAUCCAUGACCAAGGCGACCUGAUUGAUAGCAUAGAAGCCAAUGUGGAAAGCUCAGAGGUGCAUGUGGAAAGAGCCACUGACCAGUUACAGCGAGCUGCUUACUAUCAGAAAAAAUCUCGCAAGAAGAUCUGUAUCCUGGUGCUUGUCCUGUCAGUGAUUGUUGCUGUCUUCGCACUUGUUAUGUGGAUAGUUUAUGGAAAGUGAUUGCUUCGGAGCCUUCUCCCACUGAACUGUUUUCAAGGGCAAGUGCUUGCUGGAGUCUGCCAGAACAAACUGAUCACAGGAAGAGAGCAUAUAUCAGAACGUCCUGUAAUUAUUUAGUUAGAAACUACUAACCAGUCCUUGGAAUUAGUGACCUCUAGAGGCAGUAAUUAUCCAUUUAUGUAUACAUUGUACUGAUUUCUCAAAUUAGGAAUUGAUUUGUAUUUUGCUUUCUCUUCUAUUCUGAUUGCCCUUUAUCCCAAAUGUUUACUGAAAAUUUCAUUCUAGAUAUUCUUGUUUUAACAGGUGACACUACAGUCUUGUAAAUUGUCUUUUUAUGUAUACACAAGAUUUACCUUUUUACUAGCAACUGAGAAUUACUUUCUGGCACCCAGCAUAUUGGAAUUUGUCAGAAACGUAAAAGAAGCCAGCAGUUUUUAUUAUUUAACAUUUUAAGUUGAAUUUUUAAGAAGCCUAUUCUCCAUCUGCUUGGAAAGAUUUUGGCAGUGUAUUUAACUAGAAAGUAAAAAAUUGCACAUGUGGUCCAGAUUAAAUGAGAAGUAUCUAGGUGAGCUUACCAGGUGUUGAGGUACACAUUACUCUGGGUAUAAAGUUUGCUUUAUUACCUGCUGAUGUCAUCCACAGCAGCUCACCCAUACACACACUAAACCAUCAUGUUUACUGUCUGAAGAGACUAAUUUCAUUAGCAUUACUAUAUUCCAAGGUGUCCCUCUCCACCUGCCUGUAUAGAAAGGGAUAAUUAGACAAAGCAUGCUUUUGGAAAGCCACUAGGAGUUGUGUAGAAUGAUUUAAUCUUUUUGGUGGUGUCGUUCAGUUGUGGUUCUGCAUUUCUGGUGAAUGAUGAAUGUUGCAGCCCAAACACCGCCCAGCCCUGUAAGGGUUGCUGGGUAUUUGAUGGCAGGAAGAUUUUAAAAGCUAAACUGAAGUUGUUUUAAAAUUUAGUGCUGUGAACCUGGCGAUAAGGCAAAAGAAAGGUUCAUUUUUGUAAAUAAUACUGGUUUGGAAUAGUGAUGUUAGACUUAAUUUAUGAACAAGGAAUUAAUCUCUCAUAGUUUUAGACAAAAAAAUGUUUCAAUAAAAGAUUGUUGUCUUGUAAUAUAAAUAUUUGUUCACUUCCCUUUUUCACAGGUCUAGGACAGUGAAAGGGAAUGUGAUUUCUUUAACCUCUCACAUAAAUGUGAAUUGGGCCAAGAAUUUCAGUUUGUCCUUAAGUGAAUUAGAGGAUUUGACUACCAUGGGUAUAUUUAUAUUAAUUUCUUCCAUUCCUUUUCAUGUUCCUUAACCUUCUUUUACUAAACUCAUGUGAACAGUAGGGAAACAAGGGCCCAAAUGCGUAAGGUUUUUUUGCACUCUUGCACCAUUCUACCCACUUAAUACAAAUAAACACUUUAAAAACUUU